AUGCUUUCAUCUAAGAUCAAUUGCCUAUUUGGCAUUCAAAUUUUCGCUCAUUUGGCCCAUUGUACAAGCUCUCCGAUUGCUACUGCUACCAAUACCUGGUCAACUAAGGUCUACAAUGUCUCCGCAGCGACGACAACAUUAACCUAUGAGUACACUAAUGAGGAAUUGGCUAUGCUAUGGAACCAAGUCGGAUCCAUCGCUGUAGGGCCAAUCACGACGACAGUAGAGCCAACACCAGAGCCUUCAUCGUAUCCUCGUCCAGGAAUCUUUCACCCUCUAGUGCCAACCUAUGAUACAUCCCUGAAUAAUCAAAGUCUACCUGACGAUUUCAUUUGGGGUUUAGCAGCCAGUUCAUAUCAAAUUGAAGGAGCCGCGAAGGAUGAAGGUAAAGGUCCCUCGAUUUGGGAUUUGAUUGCACAUCGAGACUAUGGAGCCGUCGCAGACAACUCCACCGGUGAUAUCGUGGCUAGUCACUAUUGGCUUUACAAACAAGACUUUGCUCGUCUUGCUAGUUUGGGAGUUCCAUACUUCUCUCCGUCAUUCUCUUGGCCGAGAUUCUUCCCAUUCGGAAACGGGCCCGUAAACCAACAGGGUGUUGAGCACUAUGAUGAUGUUAUUGCUAGCAUGGUCGCCAAUGGAAUCAAGCCUGCUGUCACACUGUUUCAUUGGGAUACACCCCUCGCCCUAUUCAAUUCAUAUGGAGCCUGGACAGACGAGCGAAUUGUAGACGACUUCUUCAAUUAUGCCAAGUUUGUCAUCACCAGAUAUGACAAAUAUGUGCCAAUUUGGUAUACAUUCAAUGAACCUCAAUACUGCAACUGGCAAUACGCCUCCUACCCUGCCGGAAACACCAAAGGCAACUACCCCGCUUACCACAACAUCACUGGUGGUCUCCCCGCUCGCAUCGCCUGUUCACACUACAGCAUCCUCGCUCACGCAAAGGUGGCCAAAUGGUACCACGAAGAGUUCCACGGUGCCGGCCGCAUAACCUUCAAAAACUCCGGUAACUUCUACGCACCCAACAGCACCUCCUCAGGAGACGUCGACUCUGUAGCCCGUAACUUUGAAUUCGCAUUGGGUUGGUUCAACGGCUGUUGGCGCGACGGUGAUUAUUCUUCCAUGUUAAAAGAAACUUUGGGAGAUCUACUUCCGGAAUUCACCCAGGAGGAAAAGGACAUGAUCAAAGGAAGUUGUGAUUUCUUCGCUAUAGAUGGCUAUACCGCAUUCCUUGCUACUACCAUCCCUGGAGGUUCUGCAGCCUGCGCAUCGAAUUCUUCCCACCCCUCUUUUCCUGAAUGCGCAGGUUCAACUUCGCUUGCCGCAGAUGGGUUCCCAUUAGGACCUGCCGCCGAUGAAGGGGUCAACUGGUUGGUUAGUACACCAGCUGCUAUCCGUAAGUUCUUGAAUGUUAUUACAAAAGAGUUGUUUCCAGCAGUAGGGGAUAUCGUUGUUAGUGAGUUCGGAUUUGCGGAGCCGUUUGAGGGACAGAUGGGUACUUUGGGUGAGAUCUUGUGGGAUUUGAGACGAGCAGAUUAUUAUAGAGGGUUCUUGGACAAUAUUCUUGCAGCAAAGGUUGUUGAUGGCGUCAAUGUCACUGGUGCAUUUGGCUGGGCUAUCUUCGAUAACUUUGAGUGGUUUUCGGGAAGUAAGGUGAAAUUUGGAAUGCAGUGGUUGAACCAGACUUCUAUGGAACGUAUUCCAAAGGCAAGCAUGUUCCAGUUUUUGGACUGGUUUGAUGCCCAUGGAGGAGCUAAGUUGGGGGCGGGUAGCUCCGGAAACCUGACAAAGAAACACUUUAACUAG
Messenger RNA from Botrytis byssoidea, 1803 nucleotides. RefSeq lists its product as uncharacterized. The transcript has 6 exons. Gene Ontology annotation, biological process: carbohydrate metabolic process. Gene Ontology annotation, molecular function: beta-glucosidase activity. The coding region runs from base 1 to 1803 and encodes 600 amino acids. Lineage: Eukaryota; Fungi; Ascomycota; Leotiomycetes; Helotiales; Sclerotiniaceae. The record is from RefSeq and is a predicted model, not a curated record.